Molecule: messenger RNA, 2481 nt
Organism: Pundamilia nyererei
Lineage: Eukaryota; Metazoa; Chordata; Actinopteri; Cichliformes; Cichlidae
Gene: olfml3a
Product: olfactomedin-like 3a
Exons: 3
Coding region: 99-1427 (442 amino acids)
Biological process (GO): signal transduction
Source: RefSeq, a predicted model, not a curated record
AAAUAAUCGGAAACUCUCCGAGUGGCCUCUUACUCUUUCUAUGCCUCUCACCUUUUUGCAUGUGCAGCUGAAACUUAUUCUUCUACUGCACGCCACAUAUGAGCGUUGAUGGGUUGUUUGACACUAAGGACAACUCUGCAGAGGCAAACAUCAACCCAAAGAAUCCUCUAAAACUUGGAGAAAGAAAGAAACUCAGCUGUUCCAUUGAUCGGCUUACAAUGAAGCUGCUGUUUGCCCUCCUCAUUUCCACUGCCUGGACUUUCACUGGUGCCCAGUAUUACUACCAGGGGCUGAUGGAUUAUCUGGAGAACAGAUUGUUGGCUAUUGAGGACCGCAUGCAGCUGUGGCAUGAGCAAUCCCAUCGGUACCACACAGAGAUGAAGGAUUUCAAAAAGCUGACUGCCGAAGCCAUGGAUGGACUAAAGAAUCACCACAGCAUGCUCUUCAAAGACUUGGAAGGAGCAGCUGCUCAAGUGGACCGAGUGGAACAAGAGAUGGAUUACGUGGAAACGCAGAUGUCCCCUCGGGCCUGCACGAACAGGGCAGAUAAGGUAGUGGAGCAGGAGGCCUGGGAGAUGGAGGAAAGCAGAGGUGAGGAAGAGGAAGAAGAAGAGUGGGAGGAGCUGCAGUCUAGAGUCUCUGACUGUGUGGAAAUAAUUUCUGGCAUCCGAUCAGUGAAAAUCAUGAAACGAGUGGGCAGUCCCAAGGGCAUGUGGACCAGAGACCCGAGAUCCUCCAAGGUUUACAUUUUUAAUGGCACAUCAGGAAACACCAUCUACCAAUUCAAAUCUGUACUUGACUUUUCACGCUCCCUGGGAGUCACAGGCAGCAGAAGCAUCAGGCUUCCCUCUGAAUGGAGCGGCCCUGGUAGCGCUGUUUACAAUGGCUAUUUGUAUUACAUAAAGCAAGAGGCUGAAGCAGAUAUGCAGGUGGUUAAAUAUGACCUUCUGAGUGGCUCAGUGACAGAAACUGCCAUGUUCCCUGUGGAGGGCCGUGCCACUGUGUACAACCUCAAUCCAGAGACUGUUGCAGACCUUGCAGCAGAUGAUGGGGGUCUCUGGCUCUUGUAUGCCCCCAGUGACAGUGAACCAACCAUCAGCCUAGCAAAGAUGGACGCUGCCACUCUUGAUAUAGAGCAAAUCUGGGACACUCGAUGCCCACGGGAAAAUGCAGAGGCGGCUUUUGUAGUGUGCGGGACUGUCUAUGUCGUUUACAACACCCGUCUGGCCAGUCGCUCGCGGGUUCAGUGUGUCUUUGACGUCAACGACAUGGUGCUCAGUGAAGAGGCUCCACUCAUCUACUUCCCCAGGAGGUACGGGGCCCACGCUAGUCUGAAAUACAACCCUGAGGAGAAGCAGCUUUACGGCUGGGAUGACGGCUACCAAAUUAUUUAUAGACUGACCAUGAAGAGGAAACUCCUGGCUUGACAGCAGAGAAGUGGUGUCAUAUUUUCAAAGACAUAUAAAAAAUAGGAACAGGGAAUUUAUAUAGCCUAUCCACCUUUUCCCUAUUCAUGUGAUACUUUGUUUCUGAAAUAGUUAAACCACAUAACAUCCCUUUCUUCUCAGAACUUUAAGGGUUCUUUUUAAAUUAUAGCCUUUUUACACUUUGACUAGAAAGCUAAGAUUUGCAUAAAUUUCAUCUCAUUUCUAAAGUGUGUUUUUAUAUAAAUAUGAAUGUUUUCACAGAAAAUAAAUGAUAAGAUGACAUGCUAAUUACUGGCCUUUGGCUGUGGUUUCACAUUUUAACUGAAAGGAAGGUUAUCUGAACAAUUAAAGAGUGCACCUUUGAAGUAAACGGAACAAAAACUUCUGUCCCCACCAAGAGAACCUAUUCCUCUUAUAAGUGUGGUGUCUGGUCUUACUAUCAAGUCAACAACUUAGAAUUUCUAACUGUCUUCGAGAUGCGUUGGAAAUGACUGUGUGAACUUCUGCAAAAACAAAAUAAAAGGAGGUCCAGUGUAACCUCUACCAGGCAAAGCUGACACAUUUUUAAGGAAUCCACACAACUGACAUUUUUAAUAGUUGUCAUCAUAUUUCUGUGUGCAUAAAAUCUAAGCUGAGACAUGUAAUACCUUCAGUGUGUCCUGGGUGUAUUCUGGGGGCUCAUACCUGGAACAGCUUAUUUAGGAGUUGCCCAGGAGGCAUCCCACCCAGUCAGAUACCAAAACCGCCUCAGCUUCACAGAGAUGAUUCAUAUCAUGAAGAAUAUCAUCUACCGCUGCCAUUUCCAGUUUAAUAAAACACACAGAUUCAGCAAGCACAGGCUUCACAAUCUUUGUCAGGGUAAUGAGAAACUAGUUCAUCAGUUGUUUUGCUAAUAAACACCUUAAUCUUCAUCGAUAUAUUUAAUCCCCAAUUGAUGUCAUACAGUGCUGAAGACUUUUAAUUCAACUUGGAUUUCUUUAAAUUCUUCUAUUGGCAUGCCUGUUUUUUUCUGAGCUCAAUGCUUUACUUUUGAUUUUUAUAUUUUAAUAUUUUA